AUGCCCAUUUUGAUCGCAACCCGGAAUGUUUCAUCUGCCGACGUGGCCGAAUGGCGGGUACCACAUUUCCAACCGUUGAAAGCGACUACAGACUACACGGAAGCCUGCCUUGCUGCGACUCCAUUCGCCUCGGUACCGCCUGCAAUCCCGAACCGCUGCAACGGAUAUCGACCGUUGAUUCGCAUCAAGCGCAAAGGGCGCCCGUUCGCGACCUGCUCCAUCUGCCAGGCAACCCCGUGCGAGGCACCGUCCGAACACGCACGCCUGAAGCGCGAGGCGGAGCUCAAAUCUCCAUCUUCAAAAAAAGCAACGCACGGCAGACUCUACCCGCGCCAUUCGAAUCCUAACGGUUUCCUCCCUAUCGCACCGCGCCCGACGGGCAGCGGCAAAGACGUGCGCGGCUCGUCCUCGACGCGCGCCUCACGCUCCGGCUCGACGUCUGCCGCUUCAGUGUCCUCGUCGCAUACGCCUGUCCGCGGGUCUCGCGGCUCACGGCGUAAUCCGGUCCGCGGCAGCGUCGGCGAGUGGUCGGGCUCGGAGGCCUCGGGCAAUGAGUCUGGGGGUGUGAAUCCCACGGGCUCUGCGUCAGGCGGGGCGAAUGUAUCGAGCCAGGCGACGCAGACGCUCUCCCGGUCGGCGCCAGAUUCGCUGGCGCAGGAGCCGGUGGGCUGCGGCGUCACAUUUGACCCGAUGUAUUCCCUUCUGCCGUCGUCGUCGGCCUCGGUGUCGGGGGCACAGAUGGUGCCGAUGAUCGGCCCGCUCGAGGAUGCCAACCCGUUUGAUUUCCCGCUGGAUCCUGCGCUGACCCUGGAUGACACGACGUUGGGGUAUUUAGAGGAUAUGGAGGUGGAUAUCACGGAGGGUUUGACAGAGGAUCUGUUUCAUGUGGAGGAUUGGUCCAGGUAUAUGUGGUCGCCGGAGACCGGCUUUGAACAUUUAGACACAGGAUACCCACCUGUCUCUCAAUAA
This is a messenger RNA of Penicillium macrosclerotiorum, 969 nucleotides long. RefSeq lists its product as uncharacterized. NCBI's taxonomy places the organism in Eukaryota, Fungi, Ascomycota, Eurotiomycetes, Eurotiales, Aspergillaceae. The record is from RefSeq and is a predicted model, not a curated record. The coding region runs from base 1 to 969 and encodes 322 amino acids. The transcript is spliced from 4 exons.